This is a messenger RNA of Sclerotinia sclerotiorum 1980 UF-70, 2895 nucleotides long. RefSeq lists its product as hypothetical. Gene Ontology annotation, cellular component: COPII vesicle coat; endoplasmic reticulum exit site. Lineage: Eukaryota; Fungi; Ascomycota; Leotiomycetes; Helotiales; Sclerotiniaceae. Gene Ontology annotation, molecular function: zinc ion binding; SNARE binding. The transcript is spliced from 4 exons. The record is from RefSeq and is a predicted model, not a curated record. Bases 1 to 2895 code for a protein of 964 amino acids. Gene Ontology annotation, biological process: intracellular protein transport; endoplasmic reticulum to Golgi vesicle-mediated transport; COPII-coated vesicle cargo loading.
AUGGCGCAACCUCCUUUCCAACAGCAGCCAUAUUAUGGCGGACAGCCUGUAUAUCAAGAUCAGGGAAAUCCUAUGAUGCAUCCCACGGAUCCAAACGAUCUCGGCAUGGAAAAUCUACAGAUAUCGAAUCAACAACCAGCUCCAAGGAAAAAGAAGAAGGAUAGGCACGCAUAUCAUGUUGUAGAAGCUCAAGGUUCUUCACAAGCAUUUAAUGGAAUACCGCAGGGCGGCGUUCCUCCUUCAGCUUUUCUCAAUGCCGAUCCUUCUUUAAUACCAUCUCCAGGUGGUCAGUUCCUAAAUUCGCCAAUAACACCUCAAAUGUCACAGUUUCCUGCCCCUGUGAAUGCGCCAUUUAACCCCACGAACCCCGCCACACCUGCUGAGUUCGCUGCGAGAACUGGACCUGGGGAUGCCUUUUCUGCUAAUGUGCAGACUUCAGCGCAAGGCCGAGUAGACCCAGAUCAAAUUCCCAGUGUACCUCGAUCAAGAGAUGCGAUAGCGCAAUAUUACCUCAAGAACGUUUACCCAACCUUUGAGCACCACCUUCCACCUCCAGCUACAGUGCCAUUCGUUGCAUACGAUCAAGGAAAUGCUUCACCAAAGUUUGCACGUUUAACGAUGAACAAUAUCCCAUCCACCGCUGAUGCAUUACAUUCGACUGGGUUGCCCCUCGGUCUUCUCUUGCAACCAUUAGCCCCGUUGCAGCCGGGUGAACUCGAAAUACCAGUUUUGGACUUUGGAGAAACAGGACCUCCUAGAUGUCAUAGAUGCCGUGCCUACAUAAACCCUUUUAUGGUAUUCAGGUCCGGAGGUAACAAGUUUGUAUGCAAUAUGUGCAACUAUGCGAACGAUGUUCCUGCUGAAUACUUUUGCGCGACUACACCACAGGGGGCUAGAGUUGAUAGGGAGCAAAGGCCUGAAUUGAUGCGAGGUACGGUCGAAUUUCUGGUUCCGAAAGAAUACUGGUCGCAAGAGCCUGUAGGUUUGAGAUGGAUAUUCUUGAUUGAUGUUGGUCAAGAAGCGCUAAACAAAGGGUUCUUGGAAGCGUUUUGUGAAGGUAUUCUAGCAGCUUUGUACGGCGGCGAUGAUUCAACCGAAGAGGAUGGAUCUUCGAAACGCAAAAUUCCUGAAGGAUCUAAAGUCGGAUUCGUGACUUUUGACAAAGACAUUCACUUUUAUAACAUGAAUCCUGCACUGGAACAAGCUCAAAUGUUAAUUAUGCCGGAUAUUGAAGAUCCAUUUGUCCCCCUCAGCGAUGGUCUUUUCGUGGAUCCUUAUGAAGCAAAGUCCAACAUUACUUCUUUGUUAAGUCAACUACCACAAUUAUUUUCUCAGAUAAAAAAUCCUGAGCCAGCAUUACUUCCUACUAUCAAUGCAGCUAUGGCAGCUCUUGAAAAGACUGGAGGAAAAAUUGUGUGCUCUUUGUCAGCUCUUCCAACCUGGGGCCCUGGCAGAUUAUUUCUCCGUGAUGAUGGAAAACAGCAUGGCGGAGAGCAGGACAAAAAGCUAUUCACUACCGAGCAUCCAGGUUGGAGGAAGGCAGCAGAUAAAAUGGUUGCGACUGGAGUUGGUAUUGACUUGUUCCUUGCUGCUCCCGGCGGCGGAUAUCUCGACAUUGCAACAAUAGGUCAUGUCGCUGCUGCUACUGGCGGAGAAACAUUUUACUAUCCUAACUUUGUCUCUCCACGAGAUAACGAGAAAUUAUCACAUGAAAUUGUGCGCUCUGUUACACGAGAGACUGGAUAUCAAGCGCUGAUGAAGGUCCGAUGUUCAAAUGGAUUGCAAAUAUCUUCAUACCAUGGCAAUUUCAUACAACAUACUUUUGGAGCUGAUAUUGAAUUCGGUGUCAUCGAUUCGGACAAGGCCAUGGGGGUCUUAUUCAGCUAUGACGGAAAACUAGAUUCCAAGUUGGAUGCUCACUUCCAAAGUGCCUUACUUUACACUACGGCUAGUGGUGAGCGAAGGGUCAGAUGUUCGAACGUUAUUGCCAGCGUAAGCGAUCAACCUAAGGAAUGCAUGAACUUUGUGGAUCAAGAUGCCAUUUACUCGUUGAUUGCAAAAGAGGCUGCAUCAAAAAUGCUAGCACAUUCAUUGAAAGAGAUUCGAGGCGCCUUGUCAGAAAAGAACGUCGACAUAUUGGCCGGAUAUCGUAAGAAUUUCUCGGGAUCUCAUCCUCCAGGUCAAUUAGUUCUACCAGAGCACCUCAAAGAAUUCAGUAUGUAUAUUCUUGGUCUCAUCAAAUCUCGGGCUUUCAAAGGAGGACAAGAACCUUCCGAUCGCCGAGUUCAUGACGCGCGUAUGAUCAAAAGCAUGGGCGCUCUAGAGCUUUCUCUGUACCUCUAUCCUCGCAUGAUUCCAAUUCAUAACCUUGCCCCUGAAGACGGCUUUGCAAAUGAAGAUGGCCAUCUGAGGAUGCCACCCUCUGUACGAGCUUCUUUUGCAAGAGUUGAAGAGGGUGGGGUAUACCUUGUGGACAAUGGACAGAACUGUUACCUCUGGAUGCAUGGUCAAACUUCACCUAACCUCAUCGUUGAUCUAUUCGGCGAAGACAAAGAUAAUCUCAAGGCACUGGAUCCAUAUCUUUCAUCUUUACCUGUGCUUCAAACUCAUCUCAGCGCUCAAGUACGAAACAUACUAGAAUAUUUGAAGACGAUGCGUGGAGCCAAAGCUUUGACGAUUCAGCUUGCGAGACAAGGUCUCGAUGGUGCAGAAUACGAAUUUGCCAGACUAUUGGUGGAAGAUAGAAAUAAUGAGGCCCAGAGCUAUGUAGAUUGGUUGGUUCACCUGCACCGUCAUGUGCAGCUAGAAUUAACAGGGCAAAGAAAAAAGGAUGAUAGCGGGGAUAACUCCUCAAUAACAUCGAAUUUCGCAGGGUUGAGACCUCCCUACUGGUAA